This is a messenger RNA of Peronospora farinosa, 321 nucleotides long. Lineage: Eukaryota; Oomycota; Peronosporomycetes; Peronosporales; Peronosporaceae. The record is from the annotation of a GenBank genome assembly.
AUGUUCCUCAAGCGCAACGACGAGAGUUUGCAGCCUAAGGGCAAUGAAGACUCAGCACAGCUACAGCAAAUGCUUACCUCCUGCAUGAUUAAUCGUCAAAUCCUGUGUUGUAUUGCUGGCGUUUUGAUUGGCAUUCCUAUUAGUAUCCAGCGGAAAUCCUACAAACCUUUUGCUAUUUUGGGUGUCUUAGGCUCGUUUGUGGAUUACUCGAUCCCGUAUACAACAGACUGCCGUAGAAUUCAAAAUGCCAUGCAAUUGUCACUACAGCAAGAGAUACAAAGAGACACUGCAAAACCAUCUUCAGAAACCUCUUCGGUCUGA